CCCUGGUCGUUGGUCCACUUGAGCCGCCCGACUCCUCGACAUCAUCAAACAUAGGAUUGAAGAAACCAUUCACCGUGAUGCGGCGUCUUCUGGUCCCGAGUACCGUCAGCCGAAAAGGCCGAGCCAAUCAUGUCCGAACAACAUGUGAAGGGCGCGAAGGCAUUCACUUGUGUUGGGCGCAACAUGAGAUGACAAUGCGGGUCGAGGGUACAAAAGCAUUUUAAAUCCAGCAGCCUUGGGGUUUUCCGACUUUCGCACCAACAAGAUUUUUCCGAGACUACCAUCGAUCGCGAAGUAGCCCAACAUGGCGACCCCGAAAUCCAACGCGUCCAUGUCGAACCUUGAGGCCAACAACAAGAACAAGAGUGAGGAUAUGGAGUCGCAGAGUUCAUUCGCGCCGACUCCCGAAGCUGAGAGCGAGAACGAAAGCAGCAGCGACAGCCAGCACAAGAAGGGUAUUGAUGGCAGCACCAGCAAAGAGAGCGAGCUGAAGGAGAUCGAGAAGGCGACCACCUCGACCGGCGCCACAACCCCAAGCGCCCCGGCUUUCGACUUCGUCAAAGCUGCUGAAGAUCUCCUUGCCGACGCCAAGAAGCUCAAAGCGACCAUCGACAGCAAGCCUACCCCCCCCUCCAGCUCUCCCGAGUCGGCAAAGCCCAACGAUGCCAACCAGCAUGCGCCUCUCCCGCCGUCCCCUGAGGAGAUCGUUCUUCGCCAGCGCAUCGCAAAACUAGGCAAGAAGAUUGCCUUUGAGACCGCGCCGCCGAUGGAAGUGCUCAAGUCGGAUUGGGUCACCAUCGCAGACGUCUCAGCCUGGAACAUCUUCCUCCACUGGCGCGCCUUCGACCACAUCCCUCUCACCGGCUCCAUCUCCAUCGCCGACCUCGCCCGCGCUCUCGAUGCCGACGAGUCUCUCGUCUCCCGCAUCGCCUGCAUGUUAAUCUCCACCGGUAAGCUCACCGGCUCCCGUCUCGACGGUAAAGAGCAAGGACCGCCCACCCACAUCUCCCACAGCCGCAUCUCCCGCCUUCUUCGUACCAACACUUCCCCGGCCACCGCUGCCCUCGCCAUCGUUAGUUUCGGCAACGGCAUGAAGGGCUUCGCGAAGUGGCCCGAGUACUUUUCGACCUACGACAGACAUGAACCCCACCCAACGGGUAGGGAGAUCCUGAUCCACGACAGUGGCACUGGCAUUGUCGUGACGACCAAGAGAAGAGGCGCACAAGACAGUAACAAAAUCUUCGUCCCGACGCCCUUCUCUCUCGGCUGGGGCCACCCGGCCCUGGCGCCGUGGGAAGUCAAAGCCCGCUACCCGGAGUACGCGCGCCACUUUGAGAUGGCGAUGGCGGCCAAGGACAAGGGCGCGCAGGGCGCUUUGGGCGGCGAUUUGGGUGUUGGUGGAUAUCGCGGUGUUAAUGUCGAGGAUCCUGGCAGGAAGUUCUCGCUCACUUGGCUUGCCGAACUUUCCCAGAAGAAGCAGCAACAGCAGCAGCACAUCCUCGGAUACACCAACCCCAGUUUGAAGCCCUUGUUAGUCGACGUUGGCGGUGGACUGGGCCACUUCCUAGCCAACCUCCUGGCUAACAUCCCGGAGGUUAAGCCGGAGCAGUGCAUCCUGCAGGACCGCCCGGAGGUUAUCGCCCAAGUCGCAAAGAACAUUGAGGGCGGUGAUAAGAGGUUGAAGGGUGUCAAGACGAUGGCGCAUGACUUCUUCCAGGCGCAGCCGGAGGAAGCCAAGGGAGCAGCGGUGUACGUCCUCCGCCGCGUCUUGCUUGAUUAUUGCGACGAGCAGGCGGUCUGGAUUCUGAAGCGCUUGAGGUGUGCGCUCCACGGCAGCGAGGGACGGAUCGUCAUCAUGGAGGGAGUCCUGCUGGACAAACCGACUCCGGAGAAUCGGUUGGUGGAUAUGGUGAUGAUGAACUUGGGUGGAAAGUUGAGGAAUGAGGAGGGAUAUAGGAAGCUUUGUAUGAAGGCUGGCCUGAAGGUUAGGGGAUACUGGAUGGAUGUGGAGGGAGCGAGUUGUGUUGUUGAGUGUGUGGAGGGGGAUGGAACUGAUGGCUCUGAGGAGUGAUCAUACUCUGCCUUGACUCCUCCUUGGGA
Molecule: messenger RNA, 2100 nt
Organism: Neurospora tetraspora
Lineage: Eukaryota; Fungi; Ascomycota; Sordariomycetes; Sordariales; Sordariaceae
Product: O-methyltransferase-domain-containing protein
Exons: 2
Coding region: 305-2071 (588 amino acids)
Molecular function (GO): O-methyltransferase activity
Source: RefSeq, a predicted model, not a curated record